This is a messenger RNA of Oryzias melastigma (Indian medaka), 851 nucleotides long. RefSeq names its product guanine nucleotide binding protein (G protein), gamma 13a (gene gng13a). Gene Ontology annotation, cellular component: heterotrimeric G-protein complex. NCBI's taxonomy places the organism in Eukaryota, Metazoa, Chordata, Actinopteri, Beloniformes, Adrianichthyidae. Gene Ontology annotation, biological process: sensory perception of taste; phospholipase C-activating G protein-coupled receptor signaling pathway. The record is from RefSeq and is a predicted model, not a curated record. The transcript has 3 exons. Bases 395 to 598 code for a protein of 67 amino acids. Gene Ontology annotation, molecular function: G-protein beta-subunit binding.
UAUUGCCUCGCGCUGGAAUCCAUCAGAGCUCGCGUGUCGGUUUCCUCGCGGAUCACGCCCUCAUUUGCGUGAUUUCCUGCCGCAGCUCGCCUCUACAUUUGCGUGCUGAAGCCCCGUGUGCUCCGGCCCUCUUUGACUGUCAAAGCAGGCGGCAGGUGCUCCUCCUCCUCCUGCUGCUGCCUGCGCAUCCCUCCUCCAGUCGCUAGCACAGAGGAGCGCAUGGGAGUGCCCCCGCUCCGCUCGGCUCCGCUCACACAGCCUCCUCCUCCUCCUCCGCUCCUGACUGUAGAGCCGCAGCGGUUCCGGACUCCGUCAGAGCCCGCUCUGCAUCCUCCCAGCCCCGCACGAAACCCGCCAGCGGUCCUGUACGACAGGCCCGACGAGGAGCAGCACCAUGGAAGAGUUAGACGUCCCACAGAUGAAGAGGGAAGUUGAAAGCCUUCAAUAUCAACUGGCAAUCAACAGAGAGAAAUCCUCCAUCACCGUUACAGAGCUGGUGAAGUGGAUCGAGGGCUGCGUCUGCGAAGAUCCCUUCCUGAACCCUGAACUGAUGCGUGCCAACCCCUGGGUGGAGAAGGGCAAAUGCGUGAUCCUUUGAUGAUCACGCACGGCCCGUCACGGAUGCACGCAACCAGGAGUACCACGCACUCUCACACAGCCUUGCUGCACUAACUCACACAUCACGGCUAUAACCCUUUUUAUUUAUUUAUUUACCCCGGAUGCUGUUCCCAAAGUGUGUGUGAGCGCGAGUUUAGCGUUGAGUAGCUUUCUAGAGCUUCGAGAAAUGUUUGACGACACCCUUUUAUUGGCUCUUUACACUGUCAAUCCAAAUAAAGACUGUUUUAAAUUAA